AUGGAACUUGUUUUUACCAAAUGGGCAUGCACAUUCUUACUGUCUUGUUUUCUCAUCAAUUCUAGAGCAUAUUCAGUGGAGGGUUUACUUGGAGAUUCUAAAGUUAGAGGAGUGAACUUAGGUGGGUGGCUGGUUAUUGAAGGUUGGAUCAAACCUUCGUUGUUUGAUGGCAUUGCCAAUGGAGACAUGCUUGAUGGGACAGAGGUGCAGUUUAAGUCAGUGACAUUACAGAAAUAUGUAUCUGCAGACAAUGGGGGAGGAAUGAAUGUGACAGUUGAUAGGGACGUUCCGUCUUCAUGGGAAACAUUCAGGUUGUGGAGAGUAUCACAAUCUGAAUUUCAAUUCCGUACUGCACAAGGCCAAUUUCUUACAUGUGAUGGUGGAGGCUGCACUGUCUCUGCAACAGCAAAAUCGCCUUCAACAUCAGAGACAUUUGAAGUUCAGCGUAAUGAGAAAAAUAGGAUUCACAUCAAGAUAAAGAACGGGCCCUAUCUGCAGGUUACAACUGGUAAUCAGCUCACGGCAAACUAUCCAGGCGCACCGGGAUGGGAUGAUAAUUCAGCCACGUUUGAAAUGACAAUUGUAUCAAAUAACCUUCAUGGAGAUUAUCAGCUAGCAAAUGGUUAUGGACAUGAUAGCGCAGAGGAUGUUCUUAGGAGGCAUAGAAAUAGCUUUAUUACAAUAGAGGAUUUCAAAUUUCUAUAUGAACAUGGAAUAAAUACGGUGAGGAUUCCGGUUGGGUGGUGGAUUGCUUUUGAUCCUGAUCCUCCAAGUCCAUUUAUUGGAGGAACUCUUGAAGCUCUAGAUAAUGCAUUUUCAUGGGCACAAGAAUAUGAUAUAAAAUGCAUAAUUGACCUUCAUGCUGCUCCUGGUUCACAAAACGGGAUGGAACAUAGUGCAAGCAGAGAUGGAUUUACAGGAUGGCCAACUUCUCCCGAUUACAUUUCAAAGUCAUUACAUGUUAUUGAGUUUUUAAUUUCUCGAUAUGCGAAGCAUCCUGCCUUGCUUGGAAUUGAACUUUUGAAUGAACCAUCCGCCAGCACAGUUUCCUCAGAUAUUUUAAUUUCCUACUACAAGCAAGGCUAUCAAAUUGUUCGGAAAUACUCGUCGUCGGCUUAUGUGAUAGUGUGCCAGAGAAUCGGCAAUGCAGAUCCUUUGGAGCUUUAUCAAGCCAACAUAGGAUCUACCAAUUUAGUUUUGGAUUUGCAUUUCUACAACCUUUUUGACACAUUCUUUGUUAAUAUGAGCGCCAGGGAUAAUAUACAAUACAUAUACAAAAGUAGGGAAAAUAUGUUGCUGGCCUUCAAUGAUUCAAAUGGCCCACUCGUUUUUAUAGGAGAGUGGGUGAAUGAGUGGAAUGUGGUGAGUGGAUCACAAACGGAUUAUCUGGAAUAUGGAAAGGCACAGUUAGAUGUGUAUAAUGCAGUGUCGUUUGGUUGGUGUUAUUGGACUAUAAAGAAUGAUAGGGAGCACUGGGAUUUUGAAUGGAACAUUAGGAAGAAGUAUCUUCAAUUUGGUAACUCCCCCAGAAAACAGAACAUAUACAUUCUGGGAUUGUUUGGAUUGGCUUUCACUUGGUUUUGUCUUCACUUUUUGUGA
This is a messenger RNA of Lathyrus sativus (Indian pea), 1599 nucleotides long. The record is from the annotation of a GenBank genome assembly. NCBI's taxonomy places the organism in Eukaryota, Viridiplantae, Streptophyta, Magnoliopsida, Fabales, Fabaceae.